CUCGACUGCUUGACCCCGUCAAUUAAAGUCAUCUUCUCUCUCCGCCAAAACGAUUCUGUCGAGAGGUCAUCUCCCGACACCACCAGUAUUCGACACACAAUGGAAGCCUGGGAACAACCAUCACCAAUGAUUAAGUUCGAGGACUCGCCUGCCGAGUCUUUCGUUUCGACACCCGGCGAAAUAUAUCCUUCGCUUUUUGGUGACGCAAACGUCGUCAACGAUGAAACCUUAGAUCCCUCAGACAUGAUGACGCCGCCGCCCUUCAAUGACGAUGGAGGUGUGCCAGCAUCUACGGCAUCGACCCCGGCCCCAGACGGAGCAGGAUCCUCGUCACCGGAUAAGAAGCAGACGAAGAAGAGGAAGUCAUGGGGUCAAGUUCUCCCUGAGCCAAAGACCAACCUCCCCCCUAGAAAACGAGCCAAGACAGAAGACGAGAAGGAACAACGCCGUGUUGAGCGGGUUCUUCGCAAUCGCCGAGCUGCACAAUCAUCUCGUGAGCGAAAGCGCUUGGAGGUUGAAGCACUGGAACGACGCAAUAAAGAGCUCGAGUCUGCUCUUCAGAACGUCACCAAAGCAAAUCAGUUGUUGGUGGAUGAACUGAACAAGUUCCGUCGUGACUCGGGCAUGUUGACUCGUUCAACAUCUCCCCACGACCCUCUACACAAGAACUCGUUGACCUUGUCCCAGGAGCUCUUCAGCUCACACGAUGGACACCGCGCUUCCUUGAACGAGACCAAGUCCCUUGUCGACGAUCUCAUCACCACGUCUCAACACAGUGCAACCGUCAACCCCGCAUCGCUUUCCCCUGAGCUCUCACCUGUCGCCGAGAGUGAAGAGGUCAGCGGUGAGGAGCAGCCGACGGCCGAGACCUCCGUUGCGAAGUCUGCCUCCGACCUGACACAACGUCCUGCAGCGAUGUUGUGCGACCUGCAGUGUCAUCUGUCGGAGGAGCUUCCGCAAUCAUGGCUGGCCUCUCAAACCCCUCUGCAUCCGACCUUGGCCUUCUUUCUGCAGCUUCAGACACUACUAGUCACCUCAUCAGUGAUUCUUUCAGUUUGUCAGCGGCCCUUGACGCAGAUCGCUAUGUCCUUGAAAGCGGGCUUCUCUCUUCCCCCAACUCCCACGAUUACGAACACGAUUAUCUGGUUGGUGACUCUACCUUCCUCCAAGACCCGUUCGAUAUCAACGAGUUCCUCCACGACGACGAUAACGGCGCAGCCGUCGCAGCGGACCCGGAAUCCGGCGGUGAUCUCGCCCACUUUGAGACUCAAAUCUCUUCAGAGAAUCCUAACCUGCAGCCCCACUCUGGCGCGUCCGCUCAUGGAUGCGACGAUGGAGGCAUUGCGGUUGGUGUCUGAGAGACGCGACGACCGGGAAGGGAGAUCAUCGGCCGCGUCUUCGGCGCAGCGCGACAGCAGCCGAACACCGCAAAUGUGGACUAUUGGCGCCCCUUUACCGUCUAAGGAGGUUCUUUUGACUUUACUUUGGGUUCUAAGAGUUGAAGAGCGGAAAAUGACCCGCAGGACCGUACUCCAAUCCAGAUCUCAAGCCCCUGAUCCGGCGGAGAGUAUUUUAACACCAAUGAACAACCAUGUGUUGACUAUGGCUUCGAAGAGGAAGCGAGGCGUCGCUGAUACAAAUAAGGCUGGGAAGCGAUUUCGGUUGACUUGA
Molecule: messenger RNA, 1671 nt
Organism: Colletotrichum orchidophilum
Lineage: Eukaryota; Fungi; Ascomycota; Sordariomycetes; Glomerellales; Glomerellaceae
Product: transcriptional activator hac1
Exons: 2
Biological process (GO): positive regulation of transcription by RNA polymerase II
Molecular function (GO): DNA-binding transcription factor activity, RNA polymerase II-specific
Source: RefSeq, a predicted model, not a curated record